Messenger RNA from Paralichthys olivaceus (Japanese flounder), 784 nucleotides. NCBI's taxonomy places the organism in Eukaryota, Metazoa, Chordata, Actinopteri, Pleuronectiformes, Paralichthyidae. The record is from RefSeq and is a predicted model, not a curated record.
UCUGUCUGUGUGGAGGACCUGGUGGCACCUUGAUCUCUUUAUCUCCUCAGCACGUGAGGAUUAGAGCCUCAGCAGCAGGAUCAGAUCAGAUCAGUGGACGAAUGGAGCAGAGUGGACGCUCGGAGACUCUCGUGCUGCUGCUGCUGCUCGGCCGGCUGACCGUCGGCCCGGUGCUGGCUCAGGUCCGCCACCCUCUGCCUGUACUGUGGAUGAUGCCGGUCAGCUCCGGGCCCGGGGGGGAAAACCUGACGGCCGGACUGGGUGCAGCCGUCACCCUGGCUCUGCAGGACCUGAAGAAACAACCUCCACCGCUGGGAAACUAUGAUCUUCAGCUGCAGCUGCUGGACUCACAGUGCGAUCCUGCGAAAUCGCUCAAAGCUCUGUUCGACGCCAUGUGGGCGGGGCCAAAGUACCUGAUGGUGUUUGGAGGGGUGUGUCCAGGGGUGACAUCACUGAUCGCUCGCUCUCUGCCAGCUCUCAACCUGGUGCAGGUGUCGUUUGCGGUGUCGUCCCCCAGCUUGGCCAACAGGAAGUGGUACGGGAACUUGUUCAGCACAAUGCCAUCAGACCGAGCUGUGAACCAGGCCACGGUCAAACUGCUGCAGCGCCACCAGUGGACCAGAGUCGGCAUCGUCACCCAGGAAACACCCAGACUCUCACAGGUGAUGAUGAUGGUGACCUCCUGACCUUUCAUCUGACAUCAUCAGGCCCACAGAAAACUCCACCAGUGCCCCCCCCACACACACACACACACACACAUUCACUCUGACGAGCGGUAGCUGGU